GCUCGGAGACCGGGUUUCCGGACGGACCCGAGUUGUGGUCGGGCGGCCAUGGCGCUGGAUGUUCGCAGGCGCUUCUUUAAAUUCCUUUUGCGCUGCGGCGCCGCCAUCAUCACCCGGUUCCCCUUCUGGAACUGCUUCAGCAUGUUGAUGCUGUUCGCCGAACGGGCUGAUCAGCGCAGGAAGCCGGAUAUUCCAGUGCCAUACCUCUAUUUUGAUAUGGGAGCUGCAGUUAUCUGUGCCAGUUUCAUGUCCUUCGGUGUGAAGAGGAGAUGGUUUGCCUUGGGAGCUGCCCUUCAGUUAGCUAUCAGCACAUAUAUAUCAUACGCUGCAGAACAGGUGCACUACGGGGACUGGCUUAAGGUAAGGAUGUAUUCCAGGACUAUAGCUGUAAUUGGUGGAUUUCUGAUAUUAGCGAGUGGAGCUGGCGAGAUAUAUCGGCAGAAGCCUCGUACAAGGUCGUUACAGUCCACGGGGCAAGUGUUUCUUGGCAUCCACCUUAUUUGCGUGGCUUACUCCCUGCAGCAUAGUAAGGAGGACCGCCUGGCCUAUCUGAAUCACAUCAUAGGAGGUGAAAUUACACUGCAGUUGAUGUUUGUAUUUUAUGCUGUGCUGGCUUUGUCUUUCCUCUCUGGAUACUGUGUACGAACUGCAGCCCAGAUGCUUUCUAUUCUUAUGCCCAUUGUAAUUCUGUUCAUUGAUGGAAAUGUGAACUAUUGGCACCAUUCACGCAGGGUUGAGUUCUGGAAUCAAAUGAAGCUGCUUGGGCAGAAUGUGGGCAUUUUUGGUGCUGCCAUAAUUUUGGCCACAGAUUGCUAAUGUUAUUUUAAAGGUGAAGUUCCUCAUUGCAUGGCACUAAUAAAACCUUGUACUGCUAUUUAUUUGACAUUUAAAAAAAUGUAUAGGUUUUUAAAUAUAUUUUCAAUAUAGAAGAUAUUCUCUCACAAUUCUAAAGAUAAAGUGAACUGUGUGAGCAAUUGCUUAGAUCCUGGUGAACAUUCAAUCUAACCGAGGGACAACAUUUUUGCUCCUGGCACUGUAUCUCACUUUCCAGGACUGUAUUGAGAUAUUGGGUGCUUGCCUUAGGCAGAUGAACAUUUGCACCAGCUAUAUGUAUCUGAAAUAUUGGCUCAUUUUGUGUUAAUUGAUAUCUUUUCACCAAAUUCCAUGUGCUGCAUCAUGAAUGAUAAAUACGGCCUGUAAUUUGUUGCAACAUGAUGUCCUGUGAUUUAUAUUACUUAUGAUUCCAUUGUUCCUUGUGGUAUAAUACUAAACAGUUAUAUUAUCGUGUACAAAUCGAUUUCCUCUCUUAAAAGCAUAAUUUUUUUUUCCAACCUCCAUUUCCUUCGUCUGAUUCCCAUGGUUAUUUAUGCAAGCAAGAUGAACAACACCCACACAGCUAGUGUAUAUUAAUUGUUCUAGUUGGCAGCCUAAACACACUCCUUACUUCUUAAGACCAUGGAUCUGUGACAAUCCACAGUUGGGGCACCAUCACAUUAAUAUUCAUUGUGAUUGAAAUCUCAGUUUUGUUUGCAAUGUCAAUGAUUUUUUUUUUCUUUCCUCCAAUUUCACUUUGUGCUAUAAUUCCCUCAGUGCUAUAAUUUGCAGUAACAGAUUCUGAAGGGUUACUCUUCUGAAGUUUCUCCCUUGGCUCUGUAGAAGCUGGAUCGGUAAAUCAGAAGACGAUUAAGCCCAAAAGAUAUGGUGAAUUUUUAGGGGGUAAUAAUGACCACGGCAGUAUAAGUAUUGUCCUGAGUCCUGGCAUCAAUCCUUUGAGUGAAAUUAUCAUUGUUUUAAACACACUGAUUUUUUUCUUUCAUAAAGUAAAUAAUUGAUCUCGCCUUUUAACCAUUUUGUGUUGAUUUGUUUCACCUCAAUCCUGUGUUUCUGCUGAAAAUUAAAAAAAUGUUGGUGAGCUGUGGUUGUUGGCGGUCAAUCUCUCUGGGUAAAUCACGAGCUAAGAUGAGUUGUUGCUUUUGGAUUUAUGUUAAGUUAUAGUUUUU
Molecule: messenger RNA, 2000 nt
Organism: Leucoraja erinaceus (little skate)
Lineage: Eukaryota; Metazoa; Chordata; Chondrichthyes; Rajiformes; Rajidae
Gene: tmem101
Product: transmembrane protein 101
Exons: 4
Coding region: 49-816 (255 amino acids)
Biological process (GO): positive regulation of canonical NF-kappaB signal transduction
Source: RefSeq, a predicted model, not a curated record